CACACAUUUCGGUUUAGGGACUGCAGCUUCGCUUGAGUAAAGAAUGCCUGACUCGUGAACUGAGCGAAUGAGUGAACUAACAAGAUAGUCUUAUGACCCAGCGAAACAAUGACUCGUUUGUUUUUCAGAAUUUAGCCUUGGCUGCGAUAUAGUUUGUAUUUCUAAUUCGAAAUAUGAUCAACGUUUUCGUAUUUAGAUGUGGUGGGAAUUUUAAUUAAACUCGACUUGGAAAAUAGAUUAGUUUGUUUCGCUGAACGAUAUUCCGUUCCGAGUCAGUAAAAUGAAAUGAACUUCCCAUCUUUAGACUAUUGUGUCUCAGGGAGGCUCGCGGACAAACAAAGCGUCCUUCAAACAGAAGAACAGAAGGCUUUUAUUCACGAGGGAGAAAGAGGCGAAAAUGAAGCUUCUCUUUAAUUUGCUCUCAGUCAUCUUAUUUUUACUCGACAACGGUGUGUCUGGUGUCGUAUCAGAUGUAUUGGUUUCAGUGAGGGAGGGAGAUUCCGUCACUCUACACACUGGUGUUCAAACAGACCAACAAGAAGAAAUUAAAUGGUAUUUUAAAGACACUCGCAUCGCUCAAAUCAGUGGAGAUCUCAGUAAGACCUGUACAGAUGUUGAGUGUAAUGAAGGUACUGAGAGAUUCAGAGACAGACUGAAGCUGGACAAUCAGACUGGAUCUCUGACCAUCACAAACAUCACAAACACAGACUCUGGACUUUAUGAACUGAAGAUCAUCAGCAGCAGCAGCAGCAGCGACAAGAUCUUCAGUGUUACUGUCAAUGGUGUUUCUGCUGCUGAACAAGAUGAAGUGAAGGAGGGAGAAUCUGUCACUUUAGAUCCUGGUGUAACAAAAAGCCCAAAUGAUGUGAUGACGUGGCAUUUUAAUGACAUUCUCAUCGCGGAAAUCACUGGAGAACAGAGUAAGAUCUGUACAGAUGAUCAGUGUGAUGAGAGAUUCAGAGACAGACUGAAGCUGGAUCAUCAGACUGGAUCUCUGAACAUCACAAACACCAGAACCACAGACUCUGGACUUUAUAAACUACAGAUCAGGAUCAUCAGCAGCAGUUUCAGCAUCAGCAGAGUGAAGAGAUUCAAUGUCACUGUCACCGGUGCUGUUCCAGGUUCAGGUCUAUCUCCAGCUGCUGUAGCAGGAGUAUGUGCUGCUGUUGCUGUUGUUCUGCUGCUGGCUGCAGUUGUUGUGGUUUACCGUCGCCGCAGAAGAUACAGUCGAGCAGCACAGAAUGACAGUGAUGUUAAUAACUCUGAUCAGAAAGACUAUCCUUUAAAUAAAAUUCAGACUGAGGCUGCGAAUGAAACAGUCUUUCAUUGAAAGGGACACUAAAGAGAAUCGGGGAAUGAUGGAGAGAAGAGGAUCAGCUGAAACGCUCUUCAGAGUAAUUGUGCCACGAGUCCAGUAUUUCAGUAGUCGAUACCAAUGAUCCAGAGAGGAACAGUGAGACAUCAUCUGUUUCUUGUCUUUUGCACUAUAAUGUUUGACAUUUUCAGUUAUUUGGUCCUGCCUGCUUACUGUACAUUUACUUAGAACUGACUUCUCUAUAAUUGCCCUGUAGGUGGUUUGAUUGGUAUUGUUGCUGUUACUGAAGAAAAAAAAAAAACGCUAUCAUGUUGCUAAUGUUUAUGGUUUAAACAACACUAACCCUUAGUCAUCAACCUUCAACAGAAAACACUUUCCACCAGCUACACUGGAACCAAAAACCAGCCUUAAAGUUGUCAUAGAAUGCCCUGAUGUAAUAUUUUCAAUUGUUCUGUGAUGUCCCCAAAAUUGUAUGUGAAGUUUUCACAAAAUACCCCACAAAUAAUAUUUUAUAGCUUGUUGAAAUUGCCACUUUUGGGCUAUUAGCCAAAACGCAAUGUUUUUUUUUUUUGUCUUUGUCACUGGUGCUCUCUUUUGGAAAAGAGGCUUACUACUUACUUACUUAACUGGAGUCCAGACAUUUGUGCACAAAGCGUUGGUAUCGCUCCUUCUUUCAGAAGCUAUCUUUGCACAACUCCAGUGCUGAACUGACCCUCGUUUGUGAGGCAGUAAAAUGUUAGCACAGAUAUAUAGGACUUUCCUGUUUAUUUAUUUUUAUUUUAGUUUCCUUCAAAACUGAAGUUUAACUAAUGUGUCCUCAGUGGUCUAUCUAUGGAGACUCCUAUGUCUGUUGGUGCAUCCCAACACAACACUUUUAAUAGCGUGUGAGAAUUCGAGAACCUCAGGCACUUUGAUCUUCUGAGACACCUCUCUCAUAUGCAAUGGUUCCUCCUCACACCCUCUCCUUCCCCUCAGGUCUCAGUCAUCCAUGCACAUUUCACAAAUCUAUUGUUUCAAGCUGCUUUAUGUGUUGUUAAUAUAAAUACUUCAGCAGAGACUGGUAAUGUGGUUUCACUCACAGCAAAAGAACAGACAAGAAUAAACCUGUUCUUCUGAUGUGGGAGAUGCCCCAUUAAAGAUCUUUGAUAACCAUUUGUUUUUGUCCUUUUGGGUCACGAGACCUUAACUACCAAAAGUCUUUUGUGUUUAUGAGUGAUUUGAAGAUUUCUUUGUUCUGGUCUGGGUAUAUUAGCGAAGUGGCAAAACAUUACUGGGCCUUAAGCAUGACCUCUGCCCAUUGCACUUCAUACUAUGUAUUUUUCUAAAAGCCAGGUCUGCAUCUUACUCUUAAAUUCAUCUUUAUCUUCAUUCAUCUUUUUGAAUAUUUUGAUGUAUUGAUUUGAUUUGAUAUCUUUGAAUUGGCUAUGUAAUUGGCAUAAUUUAUAUGACUGUUAAUAAAUUGGUACGUUUGAUUCUA
This is a messenger RNA of Carassius gibelio (silver crucian carp), 2792 nucleotides long. RefSeq lists its product as uncharacterized. The record is from RefSeq and is a predicted model, not a curated record. The transcript has 6 exons. The coding region runs from base 398 to 1330 and encodes 310 amino acids. Lineage: Eukaryota; Metazoa; Chordata; Actinopteri; Cypriniformes; Cyprinidae.